Etheostoma cragini (Arkansas darter) is the source of this 1451-nucleotide messenger RNA. RefSeq lists its product as uncharacterized. The transcript has 7 exons. The record is from RefSeq and is a predicted model, not a curated record. Bases 352 to 1170 code for a protein of 272 amino acids. Lineage: Eukaryota; Metazoa; Chordata; Actinopteri; Perciformes; Percidae. Gene Ontology annotation, molecular function: S-adenosylmethionine-dependent methyltransferase activity.
CUAGCCAUGAAAGGGUUAAGCACGAGGCCCGGCCUCUGUUAGGCAUUAUUUCCUAAUCUGCAGCAGAGUUAUCAAGACCUCCAGAGUCAAGGGACGCUUUCAACUAGAAGUGGGUGAGGAGUUAACUGCUGGCAGUAGUGCUGUGUGUAGGCAGAAAACGGCAGCCGGAGGAAAAGGAGUUGCAAGAUAAGAAAGAACACACGUGGAGGUUAAAAGAGGCAAAAAAGCAAAGGAGCAGAACAAAGGCAAACCAGACAGGGGACCGAAAGAGAACAAAGACGAACAAAGGAGGCUGUUUUGGAGCACGGGCUCAAAGUAAGCAAAAUUGGUACGAGAAAAAAACAGACCGUCAUGACAUACCGGCUGUUUGAGGGGAAGGAUCAUGCCUCCAUCUACCAAAGAUAUCGCUUUACACCACCAGAUGAGGUCAAGAACGUUAUUCUUCAAUACCUAGAUAAAAAGAAGGGACAGCCACAUGUGCUGGCAGUGGAUCUGGGAUGUGGGACGGGUCAGAAUUCCCGGCCACUGGCACCGUACUUCCAGGAAGUGGUGGGCAUCGACAUCAGUGAGUGUCAACUGGAGGAGGCCAGAUCUGUGCCCGGGUACCCUAACGUCACAUACAGGAAGGGGACAGCCGAGGAGCUUCCUUUUCAAGAUGGUUCUGUAGACUUGCUCACAGCAGCGUCAGCAGCCCACUGGUUUGAUCAGACGAGGUUCCUGGUUGAGGCAAGUCGGGUCUUAAAACCCCGGGGUUGCAUAGCUCUACUGGGCUUCAGUGACUCUAACACCAGAUUUACCUACCAGGACUGUGGAGAAAGACUCAAUCACAUUUAUGACGAGGUGAAGCAGGUGCUGUUGCCAUACACUAACAAUCAAGUUGCUCUAGCUGAGAGUAAGCUGGAGGCGCUCUACUCAGCCAUCCCCUUUCCCGACAAGGAGAGGAUUGAAAGUAUUUGGGUGAACUCGACAAUCUCCGUGAGGAACCUGGUGGGAUUUAUUGAGUCCUGGUCCAUGUCCCAAGUCUACAAGAAGAAAGAUCCCCAGGCUGCUGAAGACCUGCUGCUUAGAACUCAGAAGAGGUUUCUGGAAGAGAUGGGAGUCUCGUCUCCUGACACUGAGAUAGACAUGGAAAUGGAGUAUUUCUGUGUCCUUGCAUCAAAACCACAAUAAUCAACAAUGUGGCAUUGGGGUGUGUGUUUAAAAGAGAGGGUUUAUUUUUACCCGUAGAUGUUGCAAUUUGCAAUUUAUGAACUUAAUUACUUGUACUCUUUAUUCUUACUAGAACUCUGUUUUCCUUGCGCAAUGCAGUUGCAUAUGUAAGCUGACGAAGACCUUUGUGCCUUACAACGUAAUCAUUAACACACCUUUUGGUUGUAAGGAUGAGUGUUCAGGCCAGUUUAGAUUAUCUGAUUCUAUCUGAGUCUAGUGGUAUUAUAGACAGACAAGAUAUA